AUGAGGUACCUAAAAGAUGAAACGGACAUGGUGCUUAUCUAUCAGGAUGGUACAGUUACAUAUACCUACAUAGGUAGGUUUGACACAGGAUGCAAGGUCAAUAUCCAACAGUUUCCUUUCGAUCGUCAGACAUGUAAUCUUCACUUUGACACAUUUUAUGCUCCUGCAAGUAAGGAAUAUCUGAACGUAGUCGACUCGUAUGUAAAUCUGGAAACAUAUCAGGAAAACGGAGAAUUUCACCUUCUCGGUGCAUCAAUCACACGGCAGAAAUACACCCUUCUCAAUGAAUCUCAUAACUGGAUAGAAGUGACCCUUGUCCUGCAGAGACGAACCACCUUCUACAUCCUCAACAACAUCCUUCCUGUCGUGUUCCUGUCCUUUCUUAACAUCUUCGUUUUUCUGUUGCCCGAGGAGAGUGGUGAGAAGGUGUCUCUGUGUGUCUCCAUCCUGUUGUCAUAUGCCAUGUUCCUGACCCUCAUCAACUCCUACCUACCAGCUAACUCCGAUCACCUGUGUUUCUUCAGUGUCUACGUCACCCUGCUUGUGUUGAUCAGCACACUCACAUGUCUCGUCACAAUCUUCAUGCAAAUUCUUCACACAAAUAUUCAAAGGGUCAAGGCCAGACCAAGAUGGCUUCCAAACGCAUGGAGAUCAGAAAACAAAGUUGGAACAACCAAACUACAGACUGAUGAUGUCUCUCCAAACAAAUCGGACGUGAAAGACAAAGCAAAUAAGAAGUCAGAAAUGAAGGAUGCUAUAAUCACCAAGUACAACAGAGUGGCAUUUGGAACGUUCUUCACACUCACAGCUCUCAUUAACCUUAUUUAUUUCAUUAGCGUAUCUCAAUGA
Molecule: messenger RNA, 849 nt
Organism: Haliotis rubra (blacklip abalone)
Lineage: Eukaryota; Metazoa; Mollusca; Gastropoda; Lepetellida; Haliotidae
Product: neuronal acetylcholine receptor subunit alpha-6-like
Exons: 1
Coding region: 1-849 (282 amino acids)
Biological process (GO): monoatomic ion transmembrane transport; nervous system process; chemical synaptic transmission
Cellular component (GO): synapse; neuron projection; membrane
Molecular function (GO): transmembrane signaling receptor activity; extracellular ligand-gated monoatomic ion channel activity; neurotransmitter receptor activity
Source: RefSeq, a predicted model, not a curated record